AUGGCCUUGGUUUUAUUAUCUUCACAAGAAGCGAGUACUGGUGAAUUAGGCACUGGUACGGUGAAGGGCAUCAUUGGUGCUAUUGUGGAUGAAAGUUCUCACAUCGGCAAAGAAGAGAAAGUGGCAAUGGAGAUGGCAAUAGAUGAUUUUACCUGCAAAAAUAACGAGAGCUUGGUCCUGCACAUUAAAGACUCUGGAAAGGAACCCCUUCGAGCAGCGCUUUCUGCCAUAGAUCUUAUCAAUGAGCGGCAAGUGCAAGCAAUCAUAGGGCCACAAGCAUGGGGAGAAAUAUCUUUGGUUGCUGAGAUAGGCAGCCAAGCUCAAAUCCCAGUACUCUCUUUUGGGGAAGAAAUUCCACCAUGGGCAACAGAGAAAUGGCCCUUCCUCCUUCAAGCCUCGCCCGAUAAUUACGCACAAAUGGAAGCUGUGGCUGCAAUUAUUCAGUCUUGGGGGUGGCACCGAGUCACUAUAAUAUAUGAGGACAUAGGUUCAGCUUCCACAAGAGUCAUCCCUCAUCUCCCUGCUGCCUUACGAGAAGCUGGUGCAGAAGUAAGUCACAUUGUUCCCCUUCUGCCUUUUGCUUCUUCAUUAUCCAAAGAGCUCAAGAGCCUCAAAAGGAGGCAAUGUAGAGUCUUCGUGGUUCAAUAUUCAUCUUUGGCAUUGGCUAAUCAUCUAUUCAAAACAGCUAAGAAAAUGAAGAUGAUUGGGAAGGAUUAUGUAUGGAUUACUACAGACACAAUCACAAGUCUUAUCCAUUCUGUCAAUGCCUCCACCAUUUCUUCAAUGCAAGGCAUCCUAGGAGUCAAGCGUUAUAUUCCGGAAACCAUGCCUUGUUACAGGGAUUUCUACUCUAGAUUUCACGAAAGGUUUAGACUAAAACACCCUGAAGAAGGAAGCUAUGAACCAGGAAUUUUUGCAUUGCAGGCAUAUAAUGCUGCAUGGACAGUGGCUAUGGCAAUAAGGGAAGGUGGUAUAGGAGGUCAACGGCUACUAAAGAAAAUCCUAGAAAGUGAGUUCUCUGGCUUGACAGGAAAGAUUCAAUUUACCGAUGGGAAACUAGCUCCGAUGCAGAUAUUUCAAAUCAUUAAUGUGGUGGGGAAGAGUUAUAGAGAACUAGGGUUUUGGACAUACAACUUGGGUUUCUCAGAGACCAUAGAUGAGAGUACUACUUACAACACUUCUAUGAAGAGUUUAGGGCAGGUGAUUUGGCCUGGGGGACCUUGGUCUGUUCCAGAAGGAUGGACUCGUCCACCAGCAUCCGACCCACUUAAGAUUGGAGUUCCCACAUCAUCUGUAUUCAACUAUUUAUUGAAUGUGGAAUACCAAUCCGGAAAUAAAGCUUCCUUCUCUGGUUUUUCAAUGGAUCUUUUCAAGGCAAUCACAGAAGACUUGCCAUUUUAUUUGUCAUAUGACUUAAUUGGCUUCAAUGGCACAUAUGACGCAUUAGUGGAUCAAGUUUAUCUAAAGAAGUUCGAUGCAGCAGUUGGUGAUGUGGCGAUAACUGCCAACCGAAGCCAGCUUGUAGACUUCACACAGCCCUACACUCGGACAGGAUUGGUGAUGAUAGUACCUGUGCAUGCACAAACAUCUAAUAGUGCAUGGCUUUUCAUAAAGCCCUUCACAAAAGCCAUGUGGAUUUCAACCCUUUUGAUCACUCUCUACAAUAGCUUUGUUUUUUGGUUGAUCGAACGAAAUAACUGCCUCGAACUUGAAGGUUCCAUCCUAAAUCGAGUGGGGACCUUGCUUUGGUUAGCCUUCCAAACACUCCUCCCUAUAAAAGGGGAGAAGCUACAUAGCAAUUUAUCCCGGAUAGUAAUGGUGGUAUGGCUGUUUGUGGCAUUAGUCAUCACUCAAAGUUACACAGCUAGCCUCACCACCAUGCUCACCGUCCAAUCGCUACAACCCACCGUGGACAAUGUUGAGGUACUAAAGAAUAACAAUGUGGCUGUUGGGUGCAGUGGGGUAUCCUUUAUUAAAAGGUACUUGGAGGGGGUCAUAGGUUUUCGACAUGAAAACAUCAAGAAUUUCAGUAAACCAGAUGAAUAUGCCAAAGCCCUAAGACGCAAAGAGAUAGGGGCUCUUUUCAUUGAAGCUUCAUUGUCAAAAGUUUUCCUUGCAAGACACUGCAAGGGUUUCGGUGUUGCUGGCCCAACAUAUCAAAUUGGAGGAUUUGGAUUUGCAUUUCAAAAGGGGUCUCCUCUGCUUCCCGACAUCUCCAAAGCGAUUUUGAACCUCUCGGAAAUUGGAAAGCUCAAAGAAAUGGAGAACAGCUUGAUGGGAUCACAGACGUGCGUCGAAGAGGAGGAAUGGGAGGACCAACAUCCUAGCCUCAGCCCCAACAGCUUCUGGGUACUCUUCAUCAUAACAGGGGGAACAUCAACAUUGGCUCUGCUGGUCUAUGUCUUUCAUGGCAAGAAAACACAAAACAAUUCUCUGCAUGGACACAGAAGGAUUUGGGAAACUGCAGCUGCAAUGCUACUCACACACCGGGAGAAUGGAAGGAAGCUGUUCUCUAGAAAAGUCAGUGAUGCAGAAAACCAUGGAGGACUUGCUCAAGGCCCAGUAGACUCCGGUCCGGGGCAACCGGAGUUUGAACAGCCCGGCCGAUAGAUGGUCUGGGCCUUGGCCUUGGAUUGAGCUAGGCAGAAUCAGGACUGAUGGUUCAUUGAAUGACAUAGUACAUGUUCAGAUUAUAGUAGACGGAACAAGCGGUUUAUACUUCAAAUUUUUUACUUCAAAUUCACAUUCUCUCACAUGGGAUUUUUUUAAAAUUUCCUGUGUAGAGAAUUCAGAACCCAUGUCAAAAACAUAAAUGGUAGAGGUAAUUUUAAAGUUUGUAUAGCAUUAUUACAUAAUAUAUUUAAACGGUGUUUUUACUUA
Malania oleifera is the source of this 2880-nucleotide messenger RNA. Its product is annotated as glutamate receptor 2.1-like. The record is from RefSeq and is a predicted model, not a curated record. Gene Ontology annotation, molecular function: signaling receptor activity; ligand-gated monoatomic ion channel activity. The coding region runs from base 1 to 2610 and encodes 869 amino acids. NCBI's taxonomy places the organism in Eukaryota, Viridiplantae, Streptophyta, Magnoliopsida, Santalales, Ximeniaceae. Gene Ontology annotation, cellular component: plasma membrane. The transcript is spliced from 5 exons.